This is a messenger RNA of Puntigrus tetrazona (Sumatra barb), 1199 nucleotides long. RefSeq lists its product as uncharacterized. The record is from RefSeq and is a predicted model, not a curated record. Gene Ontology annotation, cellular component: external side of plasma membrane. The transcript is spliced from 4 exons. Gene Ontology annotation, biological process: T cell costimulation; immune response; positive regulation of T cell proliferation. Lineage: Eukaryota; Metazoa; Chordata; Actinopteri; Cypriniformes; Cyprinidae. Bases 149 to 1051 code for a protein of 300 amino acids.
AGUGGAGUGACUUCGUGAAUUUCGUCAGGCGUGAUCCGGACAGGAUCUUUGCUGCUGAUCUCGGACCACUUUCCCGACAUCAUCUCAAAGUUCAUCUUGUGUGAUUCAGGGAUUUACUCAGAAUUUACCAACGGCCGUGUACCGUGAUAUGAACCUGAAAGUGCUGUGCCUGUCUCUCCUUCUUUUUGAAGCCUCCUGUUUCACUGAGUUUGAGAUUACUGUUCCCAGAGACACUGUAACUGGCUUUUACGGUGAGGUGCUCAUCCUCCCCUGCACGUUCCCUGCGGACAACUCAUGGAGUCUGAGAAGCACUGUUAUCACCUGGCAGCGUGGGCUGGAUGUUGUUCACAGCUUCUAUUACAGUCAGGACCAGCUCGACCGCCAGAAUCGGCUUUAUGUCAACCGCACCAGUCUGUUCAUUCAGGAGAUGGCAAGAGGAAACGCAUCACUUAGACUGGACAAAGUCACUCUUCAGGACACCGGCGUGUACACCUGCUCCAUCAGCACAAACACCGGCAGCCAGAAGAAGAGCUUUGGAGUGAAAAUAGGAGCGUUCUACUCUGAACCUCGUCUGCAGUUGUCAUUGUUAGCUGAUGGAGUAAAUCUUCUGGUGACUUCAGAUGGAGGUUACCCUUCUCCUACACUGCAGUGGCUGAUGGAGAAGUCGGACGUCACUAACCAGACACAAACACACCUCACGCAGGACACACAGACAGGACUUUAUGUAGUGUCAAGUUGGAUAAGUCUCACCGAAGUCUCAAAUUCUUCACUGACGUUCAUGCUGCACAACAAACCCCUGGGACAAGACAUCAGGAGAGACAUCCAACUCUACUCAGAUAAGAGUGAGAAGCAAGAAGAGUCAUCCAGAUAUCAAGGGUGCUUCAUAGUGAUCACCGUUGUUCUGCUUCUGCUGAUUGUGAUGAGUGUACUGUUUUUGUAUAUUAAAAAAAGGAGAAGAAGAGGAGAACAGACCAAACAAAAUGGCUUUACAGAAACUGGACUCCCUUCUGAAAUCCAGAAUCUUAAUGGAAAAAGUUUAAUAUGUCCAUAGUGGCUAUGUUCAAUAUCACUUCAACAAACGUUAUCCUGUUCAUGUAAUGUAUGAAAGAUGUAUUUUUUUAUACUGUUUGUAUAUAUAUAUAUAUAUAUAUAUAUAUAUAUAUAUAUAUAUAUAUAUAUAUAUAGUAUAUAUUGUGUUA